UUGAGGAAGGGGGCGGUGGCUGCCUAAUCAGCCCAAGGGGGGGAAAGCAAGACAGGGAGGUAGGCACACAGGCCAAGUUGACUUUGGCAGACGACUGGAUGGCUCACCGUGCACGUCUCUCGUCCCACCUUGGGUUCACCCCAAAGAUACUCCCCUCCUUUUCUCCUGAGCCUGAAUUGGGGCACGCUGCACGCGUUAUUAACCUCAAUUCAACCAUCUCAGGGCAAGCAAGGUUUGCCAAAGUGCCGAAGGCACGCGCCGCUCGAAUUGACAUGCGUCUGCAAGCUCGCGAGUCGUCCCCCCCCCUUCCUUUUCUCCGAGCGCUCAACGACCGCAUUACAAUACCUGUACACUGCACGCCACCAAGCAUCCAUUAGCUCACAGCGAGAUAACCGAAGGUACUCGUUCACAUCAAUUGCGUUGCAACUCGUCCCUCCACCAUUCGGUCGCCUCCUCUAGAUCCUUGCUUGUCCACCCAAUCCUUCUGGACCACUUGACGGCCGCGGCCGCGGGGACCCUCCACCCAUUCAUACCUUCUCCGUCUGUCCGCAACAGCUUGUGAUACAGGAUCACAUCCGUCGGUCGUGCUUUUCUUAUUCUUUUCCCAUACUUUUCCCGUUCUCGUCAUGGCAUCUGCUCUUCCGGCCUUCCCUCGGCUGGUCUUUACCGUCUUCGAGCCCAUCUCGCUCGUCGGCGGUUUCCUGGGCGCCGUGAUCAACCCGGCUUGGUUCAUAUCCGAGCAGAUCGUGGGGAGCGCCAGCUCCACCGUCCCGCCCUUGCCGGUGUCGGACAACGAUCGUCUCGUGGCCCUCCAGCUCGGCAAUAUCUACCUGCUCAUGGCCAUGGUUGGGCUUGCGGUGCUGAAUUUCACGAGCGAGAUCAAGGUCGUACGCGGCUACCUAGUAGCUCUUUGGAUAGCGGACAUUGGCCACAUUUACGUCUGUUAUAAUGUUCUGGGCCUCGGUCGCUUCCUCGACGUUGCACAUUGGAAUGCCCUGACCUGGGGCAAUGUAGGAGUAACAGCUUUCCUCUGUCUGACAAGGACAGCCUACCUUCUAGGGCUUUUUGGCCCAGAUGUUUCUACCAAAAAGACGGAAAAGAAACAGUAGUGAACUCUUGACGAGUGGGUUGCGAUAGCAGUAUUCUCCGGGAUACAAUAUGCAGUGUUCCAUCCAAAGGUGUUUAUUUGGUCUUGUCUCCAGAGAAGAGAGCAGAGAUGGUGGAUAUAUACAUUUAUAGUCGUCAACACACGCAUUGGCUCCUGUCAGGGACAAACUCGGCUUGACUCCACAGCUCUUUUGUAACCUGUCGUCGUACGGCCAAGAUCCAGUGCCGUCGAGAAGACAGCAUAUGUGCUUACACGAUCGGCCACUGCCGUUGGGGCUGUCCGCCUAAAGAGGCAACAUGACGGCCCAUGCCGUUCUGUGCUGUCUCCUCAAAGCACAGUCGAUUGAAGUGAAGAACCUGAUGCCGGUAGAAAGAUCUGGGCUGUGCGUUGACGGCGAUGAUAAACUCUGACAGUACCGCAACAAACGCCUCCUCUCUUCCUUGCCUCACAGCCACGUGUAAAGAAGCGGAUUAAACCUGCCCACCCCCCGCCAAAGACACCGACCGCAGUCCGUCAGUUGCCCACCUAGCUACGGCAGGCAUGGCAACCGAAGCCCAGGCAGCUUGCUCUCUUUGACUACAAACCAUCGAUUUCAAUCGAACAGUAUAGUUACCCUAUCGCAUCUCUUUCAUUCGUCUCCACAGAGGGGUUUCCAGAGUU
Molecule: messenger RNA, 1768 nt
Organism: Colletotrichum destructivum
Lineage: Eukaryota; Fungi; Ascomycota; Sordariomycetes; Glomerellales; Glomerellaceae
Exons: 3
Coding region: 627-1109 (160 amino acids)
Source: RefSeq, a predicted model, not a curated record